CACGGAUGUUGAUUUUUUUUUCCUCUAGCGUGACAGUCUAGUAAGGUCCUACCGAAUUUGUUUUUAUUUUUGGUUGCGAUUAUUUGUAAUAUGUUACCGAAUAUAAAAGGCAUGUGCCCCUUUGUGGAAGACAGUUUUAGUCGUUUUCCUUCGCAGAGUAACAUAUACGGACUCUGCCAGGCAGGCGAGCAGGAGUUACUGGCAGCGACUCUGAAGGGGAAAGUAGUGUGCUUCAGAUAUCAGGACCUGCAGAAGAAGAUCAGACCUGUGGCCAGAGAGAUUCAGUUCACAUAUAUACCAGUUGAUGCAGAAAUCGUAUCUAUUGACGCCUUCAACAAAUCAGCUCCUAAAAGAGGACUGGUCGUAGGAAUAACAUUCAUUAAGGACUCAGGAGAUAAAGCAACUCCUUUCCUUAACAUAUACUGUGAUUAUGAACCAGGGUCAGAAUAUAACCUAGAGUCUAUUGCACAAAGCUGUCUGAACCUGGAGCUCCAGUUUACCCCCUUCCAGCUUUAUCACACUGAGAUAAAUUGUGGAGAUGGAUCCAGUGAGACCGUGUUUCUUCUCAGUGGGCAUGAUCAGCGCAUACAUCUUUACAAAGAGAAUGCGUCUCUGCACCAGUUUGAGGAGCAACCAGUAGAAAGACUCUUUCCUGAACUUCAGGAGCUGCCAAGCAAUGUGUUAUGGUUAAAUGUUUUAAGCAUUGAUGAAAAUCGGCGCCUCACAGCGUUUGGAUGUCAGAACGGCUCUGUGGGGCUUUCACUUGUCAACCAAAAGGGACCAGAGAUUCUCCAAAACUGGCGUAUGCAGCACGACAGUCCCAUCUCUACUGUGUCGCUGUUCCCAUUGAAACAGCAGCACCAGAGCACUGACACUAACAGCAGUCAAAGGGAAACAUUUAAUCUGUUGGUGACCAGUGCCAUAGAAAUGGCUGUUGUUUACAGGGAUGUGGAGCAGUAUGGACUGAGCAGACAGCUGUGUUUGGCAGAAAGCGACCAGUGCGAUGCAGUUCUCUGUGCUCUUGUUGUUGAUCUGGACUUUGAUGGACAGCAUGAGUUGUUGCUGGGAACGUACGGACAGGAUCUGCUGUGCUACAAAUUUCACCAACCAACAGGAGCUUUUGAAGAUAAGUUACAGCUGCUGUGGAGACGGAGUUUUAAAAGUCCCCUGCUGUCACUGAUUUAUCUAGACCUGGAUGGUGAUGGACUAAGAGAGCUAGCUGUUCUUACCUUAAAAGGCCUGCACAUCCUACAGCACAGUCUGAAAACAACAGCAGAUCUUGUUCUUCACAGACUGUCCACUUUAGUAUCAAGAUUGCCUAAUUCUUCAAAAGACCAGUCAAUUAAAAAUCAAGAUGGUGAGGAGGAGAGUAUUUCAGUCAGCAAUGAACAGAAAACUGCAGAAACCUGACACUGACUUUUAAAAGAGCAGAUAUUUGUUUUUAUUUCAAAGGAAGAUAAAGUGUAUGAAGUUAAAUAUGUAAUUUGCACCAGUAAAAUGACUAUAAAGUGGA
Molecule: messenger RNA, 1513 nt
Organism: Puntigrus tetrazona (Sumatra barb)
Lineage: Eukaryota; Metazoa; Chordata; Actinopteri; Cypriniformes; Cyprinidae
Gene: kptn
Product: kaptin (actin binding protein)
Exons: 12
Coding region: 91-1410 (439 amino acids)
Biological process (GO): negative regulation of TORC1 signaling; cellular response to amino acid starvation; actin filament organization
Cellular component (GO): KICSTOR complex; lamellipodium; actin cytoskeleton
Molecular function (GO): actin filament binding
Source: RefSeq, a predicted model, not a curated record